Coregonus sp. 'balchen' is the source of this 855-nucleotide messenger RNA. The record is from the annotation of a GenBank genome assembly. Lineage: Eukaryota; Metazoa; Chordata; Actinopteri; Salmoniformes; Salmonidae.
AUGUCCAAACUGAUUCGUAAAGGCGCAUAGCUCUCUGUAAGCAUGAGCGAGGCCACUUCCACAAUUACAAAUAAUUUGGAAUAAAGUGUGUAUGAGUGUAUGAGCUGACGAGGUUAUCGGCACAGUAUUAAGCCCAGUCUUAAAUUGUUGGUUAACAAAAGUAGGCCGUAAUGAUGAGAGUAUAACUAUUGAGUAUAAAAGUAUGCUUUUUUCUGUCGAUUUACACAGCUUGUGUCAUAAGGGAAGGUCCAAGGCAGGUUGGAUUCAUUUGCAUACAGGGAGGGACCAGGGAAUCUGGUCACAAUGCAUAUGCAGCGGGCAGAUAAGAGACAUUUUAAAUCCACGUGUAGAAGCAACAAAACUUGAUCAGAUAGUUAUCGGCUCAUCUUGAUCGGAUGAUGACAACCAAAUGUUAAUGCAAGGUGUACUCACCGCUACUGACUGUCCCUCCCGAUGCUCUGACCUCUUCCAGAUCUCUUCCAUGCCAGCUCCCACAGUGAUGUCACAGAGGGCGAGGACAGCAGACUCAACUGGCCUCAUGGUCUGGACCAGGCCGCAGUAGUAGACCACCCUCUCCAGCUCUCCUCCUCAUCCUCCACCUCCCUGGCUGACCUCCUCUCACUCCUGGGUAGAGUGGGGGACCAUAGUGGGUCAGUGGCCAACCUCGACCCCAGUGAAGAGCUCCAGAAUCAUGCAUUGGUGUUGGGAGGAGUGGGGGGAGCCAGAGAGCAGGCCAGGAGCCCAAGCAUCAAUUGGCAACUCCGCGACAGGCGAAAGAGGAACUUUUCCUCGGGGGUAGCUGGCAUGUGCUGCAACCAGGGCUGCACUAAGAAUGACAUUGGGCUUCUGUGCUGA